Nannospalax galili (Upper Galilee mountains blind mole rat) is the source of this 2354-nucleotide messenger RNA. It is a transcript of the gene Wdr76, whose product is annotated as WD repeat domain 76. Gene Ontology annotation, molecular function: protein binding; DNA binding. Gene Ontology annotation, cellular component: nucleus. The record is from RefSeq and is a predicted model, not a curated record. The coding region runs from base 62 to 1903 and encodes 613 amino acids. NCBI's taxonomy places the organism in Eukaryota, Metazoa, Chordata, Mammalia, Rodentia, Spalacidae. The transcript has 13 exons. Gene Ontology annotation, biological process: regulation of DNA damage checkpoint.
CUGUCUCGCCUAGUCCCGCGCAGUUUUGGCGCGAAGACAUCAGCUGCUGAGUGGCGGAAAGAUGUCUUGGCCGAUCGCAGAGGCUGAGGGAAGGGCGGGCUCCAAACAGUGUCCUGAGGUUCAGGUGAAUGAAUAUAAAGAAAAUGAAAACCUUGCUUAUACGACUCUGAAACCAAUACAGACUACAACUUUAGGAAAAGCAAUCAAGGUUUAUCUUUCUCCCUUUUCGCUCAGUAAUUAUAAAUUAGACCCACCUAAAUUGUCCAAAUCCCUAUUAGCAAAGAAUUCUAACAAUGUAGUGGUGUGUAAGAAGACUAAACUAAAGAAAAAUUGCAGAGAAUUUUUAACUCCAAAGAGAGAAUUAACUGUGCAAAAGUCAUCCCUGGAUACUUAUACUGAAAGUAACAAGCUGGAACACAAGAGCAGUUCAGAUUUGGUGACUCCCAGUGGGGAUAUGGAGAGCAGUGAUGAGGACACCACACCAGGCCUGGAUGAUUUUUCAGGAUUGUCACCAUAUGAGAGGAAAAGAUUGAAGAAUAUCAGAGAAAAUGCAAACUUUUUUGCUUCUCUUCAGUUAUCUGAGUCAGCUACAAGGCUCCGUGAAAUGAUAAAGAAGAGACAGCCUACUGAAUCCAAGAGAAAGAGGCCUAGGAAGAAAGAAAAUGAGAUUGGAUGUCGAAGGUCCAUGCGGUUGCUGAAAGUAGAUCCUUUAGGAGUUUCGUUACCAGAAAUUCCAGCACAGCUGGCAUUAAUAGAAGAGGAAAAGCCUUUGUUACCUCCUGGGCCUUUAGAAAUGAUUCCUGAAAAUCAAGAUGACAGAAAUGAACUGUUCAAAAUGGUUUUGAAGACAUGGACAGAGAUGAGCAAGACAUGUACUGAGAACACUGAGAAGGGGUUGUCUAGCAUUAAAAGCUACAAAGCCAAUUUAAGUGGUAUGAUCAUUAGUGGAGAUACUGUUCGAAAACUUACCAAAGGCUCAAUAAACUCUGUGGCCAUCCAUCCAUCAGAAACUAGAACCUUGGUAGCAGCUGGAGCCAAAUCUGGACAAAUUGGGCUUUGGGAUUUGACUCAACAAUAUAAAGAAAAUGGGAUAUAUGUUUUUUAUCCCCAUAGUCAGCCUGUUGGCUCUCUUUACUUCUCACCUGCCCAUCCAGCCCACCUACUGUCACUGAGCUAUGACGGCACUUUACGGUGUGGGGACUUUUCCAGUGCUGUUUUUGAAGAGGUAUAUAGAAAUGAAAGAAGUAGCUUUUCCUCCUUUGACUUCUUGACAGAAGAUGGUUCCACUUUACUAGUGGGACACUGGGAUGGACAUUUGUCACUGGUCGAUAGACGAACACCUGGAAAUUCUUAUGAGAAUAUUUUUAAUUCUUCUAUGAAAAAAAUAAGAACUGUUCACGUCCACCCCAUGCUCAGACAGUAUUUCAUCACUGCAGGAUUGAGGGAUGUUCACAUUUAUGAUGCCAGACACUUGAAUUCCAGGGGAAGCCAGCCUUUGAUUUCUUUGACUGAACAUACAAAGAGCAUUGCUUCAGCCUAUUUUUCACCUGUUACUGGUAACAGAGUGGUCACCACAUGUGCUGACUGUAAGCUGAGAGUCUUUGACAGCAGUUGUAUAUCCUCCCAGAUUCCUCUCCUCACUACCAUCAGGCACAACACUAUCACUGGGAGAUGGCUAACAAGGUUCCAAGCUGUGUGGGAUCCUAAACAAGAAGAUUGCUUCAUAGUUGGCAGCAUGGCCCAUCCACGGCGGGUAGAUGUCUUCCACGAGACAGGAAAGAAUGUGCAUUCUUUUUUUGGAGAGUGUCUAAUGUCUGUGUGUUCCCUCAAUGUUAUGCAUCCUACUCGGUAUAUUCUGGCUGGAGGUAAUUCCAGUGGGAGGUUACAUGUGUUUAUGAAUUAAGAAAGUUGCUGAGUUUCUGGGGUAGGUUUACCUAUUUGUUCAAAUUGUUCUCCGGCUUAAGGAACCUGGUGAUUCACUUAGCUGAGUGUGUCUGUUCAGUAAUCUGUUAAAUUUAGCCAGUUUAAGAUUGCUUGAUUAGUAAGAGUAAUGUAGAACGUCUGUUCAUAAGGGAGAAACUUGGAGGCUGUUUUGGAGGAUGAGGAAGGAAUUGAAGCAGAGGCUGGGAUGCAUUCAGCACUUUUUGUUUGUUUUGAGACAAGAUUAUAUGGAGCCCAAGUUGGCCUCAAACUCACUAUGUAGCCAAGAAUAACCUUGAACUCCUGAGCCUCCUGCUCUACCUCCCAAGUGCUGGGAUUUCAGGUAUGUAUCGCUGUACUUCAGCGUCUUUUAGCACCUUUUAAAUAAAAUUAUUUUUACUUUUUAUUUACGUGUGUGUGUGUGUGUGUGUGUG